UAUGAAACGGCGCAUGGAAAGCAGCUGGGACGUUUAUUGAUAAUAGUCAAUUCAUUUAAGUAGGAACAUAUUUAGGCCUACUUCAUGUCGGCCGCACAAUGGAAAACAGGUGAACAAGCAGGCGAAUGGUGAGACAACAUGUGACGGAGCGUGAUGUGACCGUCCGUUGAAAAAAUGGUUACUUUAAAAAACCUCAGUGUUGAAGACCCCGAAGACAGCGGUUUGCCGUUGCUGCCGGAGGCAGAAAACAUUGAGCAAGCGGCAGCUACAAACGGGAAGACAGAACUCCGGAAAUUCUUCAUCAGCAGAGAGACCAACCUCUGUCUGAGCCUGGUGUUGUUGCUGGGGUGUUACUCAGCCGUGCUAGUCCCAGUUUACCUGCCCAAGGAGCAGCCUAUCUGGAAGAAUGGCAGUUUGCAAGGCAGAGACAUGGUCCUGCUGAACAGCUCGGCCUCCCUGCUGGCGGGGGAAUGCCGUCCCGGCUGGUGUGGGGAGCGGCUCCGCUCGGCAGCCCUGUGUCCGCGCCUGCCGGAGGUCCCAGUGUUCCUGCAGGAGGGGCAUGCGGAGUGGGCGCAGCCCCCUCCUCUGGGCUUCCAGGACAGUGAGGAGAGGGCGGCCAGGACUCUGCAGACCCUUCCCCAGACCGGCCCACCUCCCGGGCUCAGGGGUAGGGGGUGCAGCCGCUGUGUGGUGGUGGGGAGCGGAGGGGUGCUGCUGGGCAGCCGCCUGGGGGCCCACAUCGAUCAGUAUGACAUCAUCAUCAGGAUGAACAAUGCCCCUGUUUUUGGGUUUGAGAAAGACGCCGGGUCCAGGACCACCAUCCGUCUGAUGUACCCAGAAGGGGCGCCUCGGUCCCCCCGAGAGUACCAGAACACCGCUAUAGUGGCUUUGGUGGCGUUCAAGAGCUUGGAUCUGGAGUGGCUUGCAUCCGUGGUGACCAAAGAGAGCCUGGGAUGGUGGUCUAAGCUGUGGUUCUGGCGCGAUGUGGUGGAAUCCAUUCCUCUCCAGCCAGAAAACUUCCGGAUCCUGAACCCUGAAGUGAUCCACCAGACGAGCCUGGCAUUACAGACAUACUCCAAACAGCAGAAAAAGAUGGUGCCCACCCUGGGAGCCAGUGCGGUCGUCAUGGCGCUGCGACUGUGCGAUGAGGUGAGCCUGGCGGGCUUUGGCUACGACCUGCAGCACCCAGCCGCCCCGCUGCACUACUACGAGGCCCUGCGCAUGGAUGCCAUGAAGUCGCAGGUGGUGCACGACAUCAGCACCGAGAAGGUCUUCCUGAGGGAGCUGGUGGCAGCGCAGGUGGUGACCGACCUCACGGGGGCGCUGUAACAGAACCGGCCGCCAUGGCGCUACGGCGGUUUUGGUCACACAAUUCGGCAAUCACAGAAAGCUGUGACAGGGUCCGCACACUGCAUUUUCUACAAGCCCUGACCCGGGAUCAGUUUCAGUUUUUUAAACGCCCCCCCCCCACAUAAAGGAACCCUGAAUCACUUCAGGCUUUCUUAACCCCCCAUAAAGGAAAAGAGCAGAUUCUCUGUUAGCAGGCUAGAGGAAGAAUAGACACCUGUGCUUCCUCAUUCCUGGAGGAGAAUGUGUCCACAGUAGCUCAAAACAGUUCAUGCAUAACCUUAUACAAAUCCUUACUUUCAGCUUUCAGUUUCAAAUCCACUAAUGCAUUCCCACAAUGACAGGCCUCCUUGACAUGGGUGGUGGUGGGGGGUUGUUAAAACAUAAAGGACAGGAAAUAUUUAGGAAGACCUUUUUUACUAGCAGACUUUUGACUUUUACACUUUCACUGAAAGAAAGGUCGCUCAAAUUUUUUGUUAGGCCCUGUUGGGUUCCCUUGGAAACAGUGGGACUGGAGAUGUCGGCUCAAUGCUGUGGAAGGAAGCUACAGUGGCUGGCCAAUGAUCCAGAACUUUCUCUGCUUCCGCUCGCAUACAGUAUGUUUGGGCGGCUUAAGGCUGUGUUUCAGGAGCGUAUCAUUAUUUGGCAAAGGCCAGUCUACCUUAUCUUAAAUAAAGGGCUAUUACUCUUGGUAAUGAACUGGGCCUCUGAACUGGAAACAGCUGAUCCCUUAAAAUGAACACUGAGGCAAGUGUAGGAGAUUGCUGUGUGAGGCACUAUAGCGGGAGUGGUGGUAGGCAUAGUUCGCCUGACCUUGUAUUGACCUUGGCUGGCUAGUAUGAAUGACAAAUUCCAUUCCCUCAUGAAUAUUGAUGAGCUCAUUAAUAUAAAUGUGUUUUGCAAAAUUAUGCCUUUUAGCCCACUGUUUAACUGUGGCAGUAGUGAGGGGGAGGUUCAGAAAGUGAUAAAGAAUCUUUUUUUUUUUUUUUUCUCCAGUUUCAUUUUCAUACAGCCUCUGCGCCUGUACACCUUUCAUUGUAUUGGCUAUUCAUUAUAAAGCACUCCAAACUAAGAGGCGAAGACUUUAUAGAUUUUGUUUUAAAUGUUCUGUGCAUUAGAAGUUUGCUUAACAAAAGUU
Megalops cyprinoides (Indo-Pacific tarpon) is the source of this 2485-nucleotide messenger RNA. RefSeq names its product ST3 beta-galactoside alpha-2,3-sialyltransferase 7 (gene st3gal7). The record is from RefSeq and is a predicted model, not a curated record. Bases 175 to 1329 code for a protein of 384 amino acids. Lineage: Eukaryota; Metazoa; Chordata; Actinopteri; Elopiformes; Megalopidae. Gene Ontology annotation, molecular function: lactosylceramide alpha-2,3-sialyltransferase activity. The transcript has 7 exons.